AUGUCGACGCCAAGGUCCAACUUCGAGUCAUUGAUGUCGAGUGUCUCUGAUGAUGCUCACCUUCGCUCCGCACUUUCGACUCAUCUAUACCCUGUCCUCGGCAGCUUAUCCCCUCUGUCCUCACAGGCCCUGGCUACCGCUCUUCAGGCAACGGAUACCGAUCUUCGUUAUAUACGGAGUCUCGUGGCUGAGGUUAAUCUCGAAGGGCGAAAGCAGAUUUUCAAGACGGAUCUGAAGGCCGCAGAGGGCUCGCGGGAUCUCACCGUCUGGAAAGCAACCGAGGAGAAGUCGCUAGAUGCAAUGUGCGGCUGGCUAGCGACACUGUGGCGGCUUGGGGUUGAGAAGAGGUGUGAACACCCGCUUGUGCGGGAGUGCCUCGUAUUCUGCGAGGAGGUCAUUCUUCGUACGGUACCACCGCCCGACGUAGCAGAUGAGUGGCAUGCGCUUCGUCUCGACAUCUACAUCGACGAUAGUAAAUCGCGAGCUGUGUUCUAUGAGACCGAUUGUCUCCCGGGGCACGCACUUGCGUGGGUGUGGAUGGAACUACUCGCUGAGGCGUUGCUUUCGGACUCACACUCCGAGUUACUAUUCGUCAAGAAUGCUGUCACGUAUUUGCAGCAGUCGAGCAUAUCUUGCGUGGUACAAUCAUAUCUUGGAGGAUGCGUCAGGUUGAACAGAUACAUCGACAUUCAAAUGGAUGGCAUUCUCAUUAUAUACGAUAUGUCGCAUUGGUCACAACAAAAGCGGCGAAAACUGCUGGAUCUGCGCGCGCUAUUUCUCGCACCGGAGAUCCAAGCAUUCAGAGCAUCCCCCACAUCCUCCAGCUUCGACUCCGUCGUUAGCCGCCUACCUAGCCUGAAAGAUGACUUGAUGCGUGUGGCACGCGAGCGAGUCCGGGGCAACGCGCAGAGCCUGGUAAUCCGAAUUCAGUGGGACGCGGCUGCUGCGAUCUACUGCACGUGGGGGACAGACACGGACCAAGCCGAUCUCGCGGCAACCUUAGAGGGUUUACCUCUGGAAGGGAACAUUUUAGACGCUUCAAUCGCCUUAUUCGUGCGUUCCUGCGCGAAUGGCAAAACUUAUAUCACGGUGCCCCUCAUGCGGAAAACCCUAACGGGUGUUCUGAAGCAGUGCUGGAUGCAAGUUGCUCGUGCAUACCCUGGAUGGGACGACGCGUGGGACUGGUUAGACGGGGCCGUAUGUGACGGCCAGCUGGCUGAAGAGGCGUUGCCCGCCGACGCCGUCGAUAGGCCGCGAAAUGGGAAAAAUGAGCAACUAGCUCACUUCAAGGCGCUUCUCGGAUCCACAGCAGCAUCGGGCGAGGACGACAAGCUAGCUGUAGCUGGUCGGAAACACAACAGAGAUGGCGAAACGAAGACCAAAGGUUGGGGUUUGGCAAGCGACGUGCAACGCUGCUUGAAGGAAAUCGCUUUGAGUGAUGUUCGAUCUUACACACUUAACGUCGAGGCUUUGGCAAAGUCUGCGUUCGGCGGUGACUAUCUGGCCAGCGUUAAUGGAGUCUUCGACGUGCUGCACGACAGUACAUCCGAAUUGCCUGUACGUGCGGCACUCUGUGCUCUACGGGACGUACUACGGGGCAAAUGGGACGUCAAGCGUGACUAUGUGACCGGCUCCGGAGAUGCACAUCCAGUCGGGCGUCCAGUGAAGAAAGCUCGUGAAAGAGCGCCACGACAUUCCGAUAUUGUGCUGGUGUAA
This is a messenger RNA of Rhodofomes roseus, 1716 nucleotides long. RefSeq lists its product as uncharacterized. The record is from RefSeq and is a predicted model, not a curated record. The transcript has 4 exons. NCBI's taxonomy places the organism in Eukaryota, Fungi, Basidiomycota, Agaricomycetes, Polyporales, Fomitopsidaceae. The coding region runs from base 1 to 1716 and encodes 571 amino acids.